AGUAAUUACACGCUGAACUCCAGCACGCUCAAGGGCUGUUGCAGGUUGCUAUUCCUUCAACACAGGCGCCCGUCCAGGCGGUUGGCGAGAUAUUGAAUUCACACAAAUUCUCAACUUUCAAGGGAGAAGGGGCAAAAUCUCUGAGAACAGACUGUCUCGCUCCCGGACAAAACCAGGAAAAAGGGACAGCAAAAAACAUCGAGCGUGUAUUGGUCUCAUCAUCCUCAUAUACAUUCCCCAAAACAAAUGACUCCAAAACGCCACUUGACAACCACUAAAGACCAGUAGAAAUCGACGCGCAGUACUCCGCAACUCCCAGUACCCUCGCUCACAGGAGAUGAGGUGAGACAAGGCAAGUGGCUCUGCCAGGUACACAGAGCUCGUGCCCUGACUUCUCACAAGAGGACAAGGCACCAUGACGCCUCGUCAGUCGCUCAAGCUGCAGAUCUACAGCUCAGGCAGCCUCCCAGCCCCAGUUCUGCCCGGCAAGCUUGCCUGCUCGCCCAUGCUAGACCUUCUGGCCACGGCCGAUAACGACAAUUCUUUCUUCAUCCGCCGCGCAAACGCCGAGCAGGUCUCCAAGCCCGCCCAGAUCCCUGGUGCCGAGAUAUUGGCAGUACGCUGGAAGCCAGACGGUCAGUAUGUGGCCGUAGCCUGGAGUGAUGGCGUGGUGAGGUUGACGGGCAUCGAGUCCACGAAGGCCCUGCACCAGAUAUCACCCCGCGAGAGCCCACAGGCCAAGGUCGAGUAUCUGGGAUGGACCCGAAACUGGACCGGCAAGGCUCAUACCCGCCUCGCCAAGAGCGCGCGGUCGGCGGCGUUGGCAGACCUAGUCCCAGGCGUCCUUGAUGGCGUAGCCCCGGACGAGCGGUCCGACAUGCUCGAUCUCCCUCGUGAGGUCACAUUCCUCGACGUGGAGACAUCCCUUCCAAAGCUUAGCCCCCUGCCUGUCUCUGGUGGAACUGGAGAGGAUACGUUUGUGUUUUCAUCUCGAACCUCACUAGAAUUUGUUUUCAAGGCUUUCAAGGCUGAAGAGGCCGACCAGGUCGAUAUCAUGAUCGCCGGCAUGGUUGAUGGCUCCAUGCGCCUCACCAUAUACGACACGUUUGACGUCGGCCUGUUCAGGUACGCAUUGCCGUCGUCUACACAUGACGCCAAUGGGCCGCGGCCUCUUCGUCUUGUCUGCCACGGCUCUCACCCGGCCGUGUCGUCACACUUUCUGCUCCUGCGCGCCGGUGACGACACGCCCGAGAUGCUGUAUCUGGUACCCAUGGACCUUCGCUUUGUGUGCUCGUCUCACAUCAACCUCUCGCUGCUUGCCUCCAAGGUUACCAUCUUGCAAAAGAUCCUCCGCUAUAUCCACCAGACGCAGGUGCACAUGGCAGCCGAGUGGGCUUCGGCAAGAGAUCUUCCUGCCAGGUUCCUGCGAAACGUCUCGGAGGAUCUCGCCCAGUCCAAGGAAGGUCCCAAGAGCGUGAUACAGGCGCUCUAUCACACCGUUCUGACCGGCCACGCCCACCCGAUCACGAAGGACUGGCUUGUAGACAGCGUUGCGGAGCGGGGACACAAGCGAUGGGACAAGGCAGUGACAUCCGGGCUGGGGAACAUACGGGCGCUCAUACACGAAAACAUGCUCCCUGCCCUCGACCGCUGCGCCAUCAUCCUGAGCCGGCUCUUGGGGCUCGCGAGAUUCCAUGACGGCAGCCGGUCCGACGUUGGGCUCUCGGCCGCCAAGAUCAGCAGGCUGCUGGAGAUCAUCUCGUGCCUGAUACUGGCGUGCCACAAGGUCCUGGUUCACGUCAUGAACGAGCUCGAGCUCUUUGGCAUGUUCUCUUCGUGGCUCCGCUUCCAAAUCGACCGGCUUGCCUCCUCGGCCUCGUCCGCGGCGGACGACCUUACCGAGAGGGAGGCCACCAUGGACAACGGCAAGGUCCUCGAGUAUAUAUCGCGCUUCCUGACGCAGAGCCCCGCGGCCAUGUUCUUCGGGCCUCUCGACCCGGAGGCCUUUCGCGAGGACGAGGCACUCGCCGACGGCGGGCCCCCGCCGCUGCUCGACGCCGUCGAGGCGCAGAUCCGGCUGGCGGAGAACGGCGAGCCGCACAUGCAGGCUCUCCCCCGGAUCGACUUUCUGGUCUGGUACCUCAAGGGCAAGGCCCAGGGUGUUUUCGACGACAUCGCCGAGGCCGAGCGGCGCAGCGUCCGCUUUGGCAGCCCCACGGCGCUCGCCGUCGGCGGUCCCGUCUCGAAGCAGGAGAUUUCUGUGUGCUCCCUGCCCAAGGACGACGGAGUGGAUGCGCAAACGUACACUGUUUUGUCUCGCCGCGAUCAAGAAGGUGCCCUGUACAUCUUCCGCACCAAAAUCACCAUGCUUGACGGCAUGAGCACCGAAAUUACGACGGAUGCGUGCGCUCUAGCCCUCACAGAAGGCAAGCUGGUUGACUUCAAAUUUUUGAACGAGGACGCCCUGAUCGUCCUCUGGCAGCCCGAGGAGAAGGGAGCGUCGCCGUUCAUGUUCCGUCUGUCUCUCGAAUCCCAAAAGGCCAGGUUCUCGGGCUACACGGACGGCACUCCCCCUACAGCCCACGAGGUCAGCGUGGGAGACCUCAUGGCAGGGUCGCCCCGCAUGGACGUUUCGGGCGGCGGCGGCGCCGCCAGCGGCCGCGGCGCGUUCCGUCCCGUCUGGAUGGAGGUCAAGCGGCCCAGCAGCGGCCGGGGUCGCAUGCCCUCCAGGGUGUGCCUUUUGGGCAGCGACAAGGUCACGUACAAGGUCUUUGCCGUUCCUGACGAUCUGGAGGGGCGGGCGGAUGCCGCUUGAAGUUUGGAGGGAGGAAGGCAGCAGGCAUGCAUACUUGGUACAUACCCUUGACGGCCAAUGAGACGGCAUUACGGCUUAGACCUUGGGCGGGAGCCUCGAUGCCUUGCCGACGGGUCUGUCAAGGAACGCGCCCGCUGUUUUGUCUUUCUUGCUAGGUACAUUGAUGACGUAUGGGCAGGGUUGUGCUUGUACACCCCCGUAUAGCUUGGCCAACGAACAAGGCAUUGUUUCUGCGCGCCGUAAAGCGCAUUAUGGAAAUCUCAAAUGAAGCUUUCAGGGUGGAAACACAGGGGAUAAAGGUCUCGUCACGAGAUAAUUUCGCCCGGGGUGUGUGGAACCCGUUCUCCCGAGCUGAGCUCGUCGUGGCAGGGUCAAUUGCCUGCAUCUAUUAUAGAGAAAUGAGAAACGCAUUUUGGACGCUA
Molecule: messenger RNA, 3237 nt
Organism: Gaeumannomyces tritici R3-111a-1
Lineage: Eukaryota; Fungi; Ascomycota; Sordariomycetes; Magnaporthales; Magnaporthaceae
Exons: 6
Coding region: 416-2815 (799 amino acids)
Biological process (GO): protein K11-linked ubiquitination; anaphase-promoting complex-dependent catabolic process; positive regulation of mitotic metaphase/anaphase transition
Cellular component (GO): nuclear periphery; anaphase-promoting complex
Molecular function (GO): protein binding
Source: RefSeq, a predicted model, not a curated record